Caenorhabditis sp. 36 PRJEB53466 is the source of this 4684-nucleotide messenger RNA. The record is from the annotation of a GenBank genome assembly. Lineage: Eukaryota; Metazoa; Nematoda; Chromadorea; Rhabditida; Rhabditidae.
AUGCGAAAGAGAAAUCGUGAGUUCAAUUUUCAGCGACAGGAAAUCGCAAAAGGCAUCAAUUUCAGAAAAUCGCUCAAAAGGUUCUCAAUUCUCUCCAAGAAGCAACGAACUGCCCGGAAUGUCCCCGACGGAGGUCGUCCUGAAGCACGCCGCCGCCUCUGCUCCGACCGGUAAGCACCGCCCCAAUUUUCAGCGACAGGAAAUCGCAAAAGGCAUGAAUUUCAGAAAAGCGCUCAAAAGGUUCUCAAUUCUCUCCAAGAAGCAACGAACUGCCCGGAAUGUCCCCGACGGAGGUCGUCCUGAAGCACGCCGCCGCCUCUGCUCCGACCGGUAAGCACCGCCCGUGUUUGUGUCCCUGGGAGCACCGGGAGUUUUCCGAGGGUCCGGCGGAAUCGAAUCGGAAAAAACUUGUCGGUUUUCUGAGAAAUGAUGAAUAUUCACGUGACCUCUACACGUAGCAAAAGGCCACGCUCUUUUUUUCUUCCACGCCGAACUUCGGGGGGAUUCUAGAAGGUUAUCGCGGCGAAGUGCCCCUCUGUCCAACGGGAUUAGCCUCACGGUCCCUCUUCGCCAACCAUCUGACAUUUGUGUUUCAGGUAAAGCGCUCCAGGACUUUGCCGUCAACAUGCAAGCGGCCGCCCGUGUCUCCAACGGACUCGCCCUCCAGUCGGCACUCAUCGACGGAUUCGUCCCGCCCGACAAAGUCAUCUCCGAACUGCUCCGCUUCGGAUCGAUGACGCCGAAGGAAGUGAUGUAUCUGGAUGUCGCUGGACUCAAAAACCAGACGGAGCAACUGAAGGGAAAGUCUGCGAAAUUGAAGGAAACGGGGGAAACGAAGAGCUUCGAGGACAAACUCGCCCAAAUGAACGAGAUCCGGACGAGUAAACUCAGCAAGGAAACCAUUCGGAAUCUGCCUGAGUUCGUGAAAUACCAGAACGACCUGCAGAACGUGACUCAGAAGAAGGUUGACCUGCUGUUUUUGGAGGAUUUUACAACCGCGACGGAUGAAUUGCUCAGAGAGCUCAGCAAAGUGACGAAAAUGAAGUCAGACUCGGAUAAUUCGAAAAUAGAUUACGACACUGCAGCGUUGAUAUCAAUCAAACAAAAAUUGAUUGCCGUUGAGACUGGUGCAAAAGACUUCCAAACCAACGUGAACAACGUCAAGAAUCUCGGAAAUCUGGGAAAAGGAGGCACAGCUCUGGCGCCGUUGAUCAACGAGAGGGAGAUCAGAGACAAGCUCAAACAUGACCCUUUGCCAAGCAUCGGAAAUCCGGACAUCAAGAAUAACAUCGAGACAUUCAAAGACAUAAUCGACCUCUUCAACGUCGGAUUCCCCGUGGAGAAGAUCGUGGAGUUCGCGGCCAACCGUCUGUCGAAGCAACUUCCGAAGGCCCAGCACACUGACGGAUUCCCGCACGGGCUGGCCGACAUGAAGAAAAUGUCCGACGAUCUGCCACGUGUCGUCCCGAAGUCCGCCUCCGAAGUCGCGAAAGGACUGCUCCCACUCAACAGAUUCGAGGAGAAAGUCGAGAAAGUGGAGGACGAACUGCAGAAGAUCGGUGAUGUUCAUCUGAAAGCCGCGGAAACUGUCGCCACAUCCAAAAAUGGGACAACCGAGCAGGCAGCCAAGGAAAGCAUUCGAAAUGCGAAGUUGACCGAUUUCGAAACGUGCCACAAACAUCUCGAAUCAGCUUCUUUCAAUUCUUCCAAAACCGAUUUCAACGACAUCUUCAGCAAAAUCAAUUCGUUGGAUGAUAUUGUGAACAAACUUGGCUCGUUCGGAUCUGUCGAUGGUGUGAAGGACUUGUCGAUUCUGAAAGCUGCUGUAACCUUCAAAGGAACAGACGACGCAUCGAAGGCUGCUGAGACUCCGGGCAUGGUCACGAAUCUGAAGAUCACUCCCCAGCUGAAUUCCACUAUUUCCACUCUCGAUGGCCUGCAGAAACAGCUCGAACCUCUCUCAAAACUGGUCCCUUUUGCGAACAACAUCACCGCCGGUCUUCAAGACAUACAAACGUAUCAGACGGAGUUGGCCAACUCUGGAUACGCGGCCUUCUACGAUUGUUUGCACGAGAUCGGAGAAGACGGCGAGCUGGUGAAAAGUAUGGUCGACGUCAUCAAGCAGUUCCGCAACGACCCGAAUGCUCCGAUAUUCGCCGAACUGCAGAACCUUCUCGAUAUCGUGCAGAACGCGCAGGGCGUGUUGGAGCCAGCUCGGCAGGCGGGAACGGGAAUCAAGGGGAACACGGACGCGGACGCGACUGCUCUGAAGACGGCGCUCCCGGAUGCUCAGCAAGUGGCCCACAACAUCACACGCGCUUCGCAGGGAAUCGAUCAGAUGGUGCUGGCCGGCGGGAAGAAAUCGGAGCUGGAGGCGUUGAAGAAGAUGGUCGGCGGCAUCAGUAAGCAAGUGAGCGCAGUUUUGAGCUCGGACACCACUUCCGCCGCACAUCUGGUCGUUCUCGACGCUCUACAGACGUCGUUGAACGGCAUCUGGCAUGGUAUCGGAAAGGUCGAGACGGCCCUGAGAAGGGCGAACUUGACCGACGGACUCUCGACGUAUUCAUCCGCGUUGAGGGCUGCCAGCAAGAUCCCUUCGAUUGAUUUCAACGCGAGGAAGAUCAGGGAGACCCUCGAGUCGCUCGUGCAACGGAACGCUUAUCUCAAGACCUCUCUGGACCCGAUCUUGCGCAGUCUGGGCAAGUUGGAACCGCUCGAUCUGAACUUUGCCAACUACAAAUUCUCGGAGGCGAUCGCCUCGUGCAAGGCUCUCGACAACUUCCACGUGAAGCACGCGAAGGCCGUCUCCAACUCGUCUCGUGACGCGCAAUACAUACAAAACCAUCUCAAUCUCAUCAAUCGUACCCAACUUCCACUGACCAUUACUGUCAUGGCGAGUACUUCAAGUUUAAUGCAGUAUAUGUAAGAAAAAACAUGGUGUAUAUCAAUGAUUAUUUGUCUUUCAGAAUUGGCGGUCUUUCAUUACUGGUAGCUAUUUUGUUUGGUUCAGCGCUUUUAUUCCUGAGCAAAUGGAAAAAAUGGUGUUGUUUCGCUCCAACCAUUUACAACUACAUAAAUGGAACGUUCAAAUAUGUGAUGGAACGAAAUGUCGAAUGUGAGAAAAUUUCUAAGCCAACAUUGACGAAACGAUAAACCAUUUCAGUGACUGAGAUUGAAAAAGCUCAAGUCAAAAAGCUUACAUCGCUUGUUCACGAUGCACUCAAUGCUGUUCACAAAAAAAUUGAGGAACGCGGCCUGAGCCCGGUUGGACACGGUAUUGAAAUUUUGAGAGCUUUAAACGAGGGACAAACAACACAAACCGCCGUGGGAAAUGCGAACGAGAUAAGGUGAGUCCGAUUAGUGGGCUACAUGCAAUCUCAAAUGUUCAGGUACUCAACAAUUCCCUGCCGCGCUGAUACGAUGGUGAACAUUGCGGGUUGUGGUCUGGAUAAUGUGUUCAUCCAUGCGAACGAGAUGUUCAUUGACAAAAGAAUGCACAUCAUGGCAAUGGUGAGCUCACAAAAAUGUCGUUUUUUUUUCAGUUUUCAUCGAAACUUUUUCUCAGGCUCCCACUAAGAACUCUGUCCAUAAAUUCCUGCUGAUGAUCAAAAAGCAUCAAGUCAAACUUGUUGUCCAAUUGUGUAGUUUCUGGGAGGAUAAAAAGGAAAAGUGUCUGGAAUACUUCGACGUAAAAUUGGAAGAAACGAAAAGCUGGCCUAGUAAAAAACCACGAGUGGAGGUGAAAGCAGUCUCUCUAAACGAGAAGGUGUCUGGUUUCUCCGUAGACAAGGAAAAGUACGGUUUGUACUCUAUCGAAGUGAUGGACAAGUUGGUGACAUUAUUAAGAGCAGUAAUCGCAGUAAUUCUUAUUGCAGGUUGGCCAAUACGAAGUUCACGUUCAAGGUGCUCAAGUACACCGGUUGGACUGACAUGGGAGUUCCGAAUUCGGAAGUGCCAGCUUUGGAAAUAUGCGAUUUUAUGGAUUCACCGGACUACCGGAAUUCUCCUGUUCUCGUUCACUGUGCCGCCGGAGUCGGUCGUACUGGAACUCUUCUCUCCAUCAAAAACGGUCUCUAUCAGCUUCAGCAAAACAACAGCUUGAAAUUCACAUCUAGUUUGUUCUAUUUUUGUCGAAUAGUCGAAAAAAAGUCGUAUUACAGUAGCCGAAGCGACGCGUAACGCGCGCAUGAAAACGCUUCAGACAGAGUCCCAAUAUUUUUACAUGAUGAAGGCAAUCUGCAAAAGAAGGAUGGAUGUAAGCAAUAUUUUUUGAACUUUUUUUUAGUUAGUUUAACGUUGUGUUCAGCAGCUCCAUAUCGCCUACUUUGACGGUUACGAGCAAAUUUGCUAUUUCUUGAAUAAAAAAUACAUCAGAGAAGUGAAGAGCGGUUCGAAAGACAAGAAGAAAAAGAAGAAGCCGAAAAAUAAGGAGAAGUGCGAUAUCAGUGAGUACGGACACUAUAUGAACAAAAAAAUCAAAGCGAACGAUAAGAGAGACUUGGCGUUGUAUGUGAAGCAACAGGAGAACUUGUUCACGAAGGUUUUCAAGCCGAAGGCUGACGAGUGGUUGUACACGGGAUCGCAGGAUAUGAAAAACGUUGUGGAAUCGGAUUUGAACACACCGAAUACUGCUUCCAAAUCGGGUUUGAACACACCGAAUACUGCUUCGAAAUCGGCCAACUGA